Messenger RNA from Microstroma glucosiphilum, 5393 nucleotides. RefSeq names its product ras GEF. Gene Ontology annotation, biological process: Ras protein signal transduction; positive regulation of GTPase activity. The transcript is spliced from 2 exons. Lineage: Eukaryota; Fungi; Basidiomycota; Exobasidiomycetes; Microstromatales; Microstromataceae. Gene Ontology annotation, molecular function: GTPase activity; guanyl-nucleotide exchange factor activity; GTP binding. The record is from RefSeq and is a predicted model, not a curated record. Gene Ontology annotation, cellular component: plasma membrane. Bases 315 to 4979 code for a protein of 1554 amino acids.
UGGCGCGCUCGGCCCCACUCCCGCGCCACGCUUCCCAGCUUCACUUGUUCACCACGACCAGCCUGCCUGGCUCACCAUCACCACCACCUUCUCCACCCACACAGACUGCUCACCAUCGCUCGCAUACACUCACACUUGACCUCUCUCCCCUUCCGCCCGUACCUUGAUCGUCCUUCUUGGCACGGCGCCCUCGCCUCGGCCCCACUCAUUUGCCCAUCCUUUGCCAGCCUGGUACGACUCAAGGGCGAAACCUCCAACACAUUGUCCGGCCAGGUGACCCUUGUUCCCCGUCGGAGGUGCCCAAGGAGCCACUCAUGUCUGUCCUCGGCCGAGGCGGAUCAGGCAUUGGGGCAAUGGGAAACGUUGAGGACGAGGGUCAGAGCCAGAACUUCUCCCCCUCCUCCUCUGUCGCUUCAAUGGUUCGGAGCGACUCACAAACUUCACCCCUGUCCUCCUCCUCUUCUUCUCGCAAUGCAUCUCCAAAGAUCAGACGGCGACCCUCCGCCCUUGCCUUCUGGCAGAGGCAAGAUGGUCCCGAGGCGUCGCCUUUGACAGGCGUGCCAGAGGGAAAUCAGGACGUCUCACCUCCCUUUGCCUACGGGGAACAAUGCGGCGCAGAAUCGAGCGCUUCGGUCGGCCCGCGAUACAAGAAGCAGCCAAAGCCUUGGAACUUAGGCUCAGGUCCAGACGCAAGCUCUCCAAGUAGGAAAGAUGCGUCACAGCUGUCAGCGCCUUGGUCGAGCGACUCGGACGAUCCGGACGCUGGCGGCGUGCGCUCAUAUGGUGAUGGCUUUGAGCAAACGACGUCCAGCCUACGGGACCUUGGAGUCGGCACAUCUGCCUCGACAAAGAGGGCAUCGGUAGGUGCUCGCUCCAGUCGUAGCCUGCAGGGCUCCCCUCCAAGGCGGCAGUCGGGCAGCAUCUCUAUGGCCACCACGCUCUCACACGCACCACUCAGGAGAUUAGCGUCUGGAGACAGCGGCGAGGACCAGUCCUUCUACGAUGCCGCUGAUGACGAAACUGGGGACGACGAUGACGACACUGAUGAAGAAGACGACCAAGAUGUAGGCGAAGUGAAUCGCCAAGGUGUCCCAGAAGGCAGGAAAUCCAAAAGGAGAAGCAGGGCAGGACUAAUGAAAGCUUCGAACGACAACGACGCCGCGGAGAUUUCACCUACAGCGGCGGCCUUGGCAUCGGUCAAUGUGUUUCAGCAAGGAACCCAGUCGGUGGCCUGGUCCGCUAGUGCCGUGCGAAGAGAUGGUGAGGAUGGUCUUUCAGACCACCCUCAACCCAGCACGCUACGACAAGAUGGUUUUGCCCCUGGUACUCUGCACCAAAAUGACAAUCCUGGGACGGCAGCAGGACUGGCGCAGGCAUCGGGCCCUUCUUUGUCAAUAUCGAGCUCGAACUGGCUUGCAGGCUCCCCACAUGGCACCCCUUUCGCGCCGUCCCUCUUCCCAUCUCCCGACCCCUUGUCAGCUGCUCCUGCAAUUCAACCGCUCGUCCCUUCUCGUGUCGAGGACCUACCGCCAGCAAGAUCGCUCCCAGAUGGACCACUGCCUCUCACACCAGCGUACAAGAAUGCAGUAGGUUCCGAAGCUGCCUCUCCCUCUUCUACUGUAGACGAGUCAAGCUUCGCCUCUUCCUUCUCCGGUACCGCCUCUCUGUCUGGCGCCAGUCGAGCUGAGGAGCCUGCCCCGCUCAUCAACCAACGUCGGAGAUCUGUGGCCUCGACUUCGGUGGCCUUGCCGCCCUUACUUCACUCGGCAACGUCUCCAGUACCUGUUGUGUCUUCUCCUAGCUCAUCUGUCCAGAUCCCGCCAAUCCGAGGUAGAGCCAGAGGUUAUACAGUGGGAGCUGUGCCAGCGAGCGGGCGCUAUCCCCCCUUCGUCGGUCGAGUCUACAUUCAGCAUCCAGGUCCGCGUUCUGGGCUCUCCCGUGAAGUGGUUCCGGAAGCAGAUGUACCAGCUACAUCAUCGCUUGCUCAAGACGACAACAAAGACAACCCGGAAGGCAGUCUCGCUGCGUCCAAUAGCCUACCCACUGAUCUCAAUCUGGCGUCGGUUCCCUCUGCUGCGUCACUGAUUGAGUCCAACGAUGUAGCGGCAGCUGCUGGUCACAGAGACGUAAGCCAUUUGAGACGAGCGUCGCAUGCCAAUGGCUCUAUGCUGGACAAAGAGGCCAGAGGAGUGGGCAAUGCUUCGGUCAACGAUAGCCCGACUGCCGGCAGCGCUUCGCAGACUCUUGCACCUCCUGUCAUAUCUUCAGCAAGUAUGCCAACAGGUAGAAGUCGCAGCGGUAGUACAGCGAGUAUACUCUUGCAGCAAGUGCAGCAUCCUCCUCGGAGCCACGCUAGCUUCGUCAUCGCCGUCAUUGGGCACAAAGGUUGCGGGAAGUCCACGGUAGUCAGGAAAGGCCUCAAACAAUUCGGUUUGAGUAGGCCGCAAGUCCUCUCAGAAAAGGUCACAUCCCACUCUACUCUAUGCGUUGUGAACCAAGAGCAGAGAUCCAUCGAAGUGCUAGAGAUCGAUACAUCAGUACUCCUUACAAAGAAGGCACCCACCCUCGAUGGCAAUACGGAGAGCGAAAGUAGCGAGCCCGUCUUUGCCUGGCCCCCGUAUCUGCCUCAUAUGGAUGCGGUCGUCCUUUGCUACGAUGCAGCUGCCGAAAAAAGCUUCACCGGUAUGUCGAAUCUGCUGGAAGCCUUUGCUAGAACUCAGUUGAGCAUCGUCAUGCUGGCCUGCAAGUCUGACUUGUACCCCAAGGUCAUCGAUCCAUACGACGCCAGCGAUCUUGCGGCCGUGCACGGCGUCGGUCUGGCAGAGUGUACAGCCCGCAGCGAUGAAGGCAAGAAGAGGAUGCGGGACUGCUUUUCGUAUCUUGUCAAGGAAGUUGCCAAGGUCAGGUCCGCUCGAUUGCGCAAAUCUCGCGGGUCGACGACGACCGGCCCCAACGUAGCAUCGCCUGCAGCAGAUUCCGCUACUGAUUCCAAUCCAUCGUCUCCAGUUGCUGGUCAACGAGUCAGUGAAGGUGACCAGAACUACUUUGGUCGGACGCGCUCGAUCUCUCCAAACCGAUCCGGCUCUGAGGUUGAAGACGCCCGGACUCCGAGCAUUCAAGGAUCUCCGCCCGCAUCUGGGUGGGACAGUGGGGCCUCUUCGUCAUCCAGGGACCGGAGACUUUCACUGACCGGUGCACCCGGUCAACUGCCUCGGCGACCCAGCGCGGCUGUCGGGGGAACCGGAGCGAUUCCUGGUGGAAUCUCAUCGCGAGGUGCGAGCGACAACUCGGAUGUACCCUCAAGUUUCGGGGGCGAACAAUCUGAGGAGGAUGGUUUCCUGCGAGGCAAUGCCAGGAUCCAGCACAUCAAGUCGGCGGGUGGCUACGUGACGCUUGAAGAGCUGUGGGACAAGCUGUUCUUUGCAGCAGUAUCAGGCAACGAUCCACGAUUCGUACUCAUGUUCAUGGUUUUCUAUCGAGGCUUUGUACGACCUAUCAAGCUGCUGAAUGAGCUGAUGUCUCGCUUUGAGACGUUGGCGUCAGCGGAGCAACAAGACGGAAGCAUCAUUCGCUUCGCGCUGAUGCAACUGACAAAGAUGCUGGGUGAUUGGGUCCAAGACUACCCAGGCGAUCUCUCUGGUCCUGAGACAUAUCCUCUGCUAUGCUCUUUCUUCGAUCGUCUAUGCCAACACCCAUCCACAACCCAUACUGCUACUCUGCUUCGCCCGUACGUCGAUGACGUAAAGGAUUCACCAGAUCUCGAUGCAGCUUGGAGCAAGGACCAAGAUAGCUCCCGCCCAAAGACCUUUGCAGCAGACGCCUCUCCUGUCAGACCUGUCAAUCCCGCGGAGAAGCCUGACUUUCCAACGAGCAUGUUGCGAGGCCCUUUCCGCGAGCGCUCAGACUCUGAAAUCUCAGACGCUCGUUCCAAUACAAGCGCUCGGUCAGAGGCGGCCCUGCUUGGGCCAGCACCCCCUUCGCAGCUUUCGGCUCUGGUCAGCGGUGAAGCCAAUCGUGCCCGGAGCGCCUCGGAUGCGACAACUUUCUCUGGCUUGAAUGGAGAGGGCUCGCCUCGAGGGCAGUCAUCGGCCUCUUUGGCUGGUAUCGCUCCUAGCGUCACCGAUAGCGCGCGCAGCGACGGUAGCGCGGGGCUCAGCAUGGACGCUCAUCAACAGAAGCUUUCCCUCCGAAGUGUCUCUCAGACCCUAGAGAACACGGACGAUCAUACAAUUGCUGCAGAGCUCACAAGGCUGGAGUGGGAUCUGUUCAUUGCCAUCAGUCCUCGCGAUCUGCUGCGACACAUCCUCGUUCCCAGGAUUGUGCGUGGCAACGAGGGGCCCGUGGCUCGCUCGAUCAUUCAUUUCAACUACAUUUCCUUCUGGGUCUGCUCGAUGAUCCUGGUCCAGCAGAAGGUCAAGAAUCGGGCGAGGAUGCUGGAGAAGUUCAUGAACAUUGCAUCCAUUCUACGUCACAGCAACAACUACAAUACCUUGCAAGCCCUCCUUGCUGGAUUGAACAACGCAUCGAUCCAUCGUCUGCGAUCGACGCGAGAGGCCAUGGCCGGCAAGAGUGUCAGCAAAGUCUAUCAGAGCUUGACCAGAUUGAUGAGCAGUGAUCGCUCCUUUGCGGCGUAUCGUCUCGCGCUAGAGAACUCCGAGGGAAGGACCAUCCCAUACCUUGGCGUUCACUUGCAAGACAUCCUCUCAAUGUCGGAUGGCAAUCCUUCCAAGCGAGCAUCUGACGACAUGGUGCAUUGGAGAAAGUUCAGUCUGAUGGACGAAGCGGUCAUGGCCAUUGUGCGAUGUCAGCGUGAAGACUCUGCAGGCCGAGCCAAUGCUGCCGUGGAACGAAUGAUCAUGAAUGUCCCAGUCAUGGACGAAGAUGCCCUCUAUCAACGAUCUCUUACCGUCGAGCCUCGACAAGGCUCGGGACCGGCGACUGCAGGAUCGAAGAUUCUCAAGAUGCUCAACAAUUCUUAGUCAAUGAAUACCAGGGAUUCCACUAGAUGUGUCUUCUCGCCAAUACCCGAGACUCGAGCCGACAAAAGUUACUCGCCAGUCUCUCGAUCCCCGCUUUUCCCUUCCCAGUGCAUCCUCUACAUACCCAAAACGUGUCACUCAAGAUUCUCAUCGAUUUCCCCCCUUUUCCCACUUUCCCCCUCCUUCUCACGAUUGGUACUCUUUGUACCACUUCACCUAUUGACUCAUUGUGUGUCCCUCUUUCCAAACCCCACUUUCCACCCCCUCAUAUCCUCAUAUCACUCAUAUACUCUUUACGGUACGAAAUGUUACGUUCUUUUGCACGUCAGUCUUCAACAUCGCCCUCAUCCCCACGUGUGAGGAGUUGCUGCAAGGAUUGGUAGUUGAAGUCUGUCCGUACUCUUUGACCUGUCC